CAUGAUGUAUUUACAUUAUAUUCAUACCUCUUUCAGCUUCAGUGUUGUUGUCUCUCUCCAACGUUGAACGUCGAGUAUAGUGCUGUUGGAAAAGUGUUUACGUUAUACACUGGAAAUUUGCUGCGCAGCAAUUCCUCGAGAUUUAUUAUUGUGAACCAUCGGCAAUGGCAGAGGACUUGAUGCAAGCGUUGGUCUUUGAUGUUGACACAAAGACCAACACGUUGACCCAGAAACCUGUACCCAGGGAAUUGGCACCCAAUGAAGUGUUGGUCAAGGUCUCAGCCACGGGGAUUUGUGGCACGGAUUUACACGGAAUGAAAGGAGAAUUUCCAUUGAAGAAAGGUGGCGUCGUCAUGGGACAUGAAAUUAGCGGAGUGGUGAUUUCAGUUGGCACGAAAGUGAAUCACGUGAAACCCGGCGAUCGGGUUGCUAUAGAUCCCAACAGGGAUUGUGGAAUUUGCUGCUAUUGCACACGAGGCAAGAGCAAUUUCUGCGAAAUAUUGGGCAUCAAGGAAAACACCGGCCUCUUUUUGGACGGCGGAUUUGCCGAUUAUGUUCGUGUGGAAGCAGUGCAAGUUCAUCCUUUACCGGAAACGAUCGACUUGGAGACAGGUUUCUUGGCGGAGACGAUGUCGUGCAUCGUUCACGGGCGAGACAUCCUGGGUUACCUGGAACCCGACGCAAGAAUCGGCAUUUUGGGAGCAGGCAUUAUUGGAGUCUUGUGGACUGCCCUUCUUCACCACGAAGGUCAUCGCAAUAUUUUCGUGACUGAACCAUCACCCGAACGGCGACAAGCAGCAGCAAGUCUUGGGUUCGAAGGGGUGAAGGUCAUGACUCCUAAGGAAGCAAGCGAGGACAUCACCAUAUCUGGCGAAGAAGGAGGCUUGGAUUUGGUGCUGGACUGCUGUGGGGUCGCUGCUGCUGUUCAACCGGCGCUCAAGUGGAUACGACGAGGCGGAACUCUCAUGGUUUUCGCCUGCGCCGCUCCAAAGGAGAAUAUUUCAUUGAACCUGUUUGACGUCUACUACAAGGAACUGAAAGUCAUCGGAUCACAUAUCAACCCACGAACAAUCAGCAAGAGUCUGGGGCUGAUGGCAGCGAUGAAAGACAAGUUCGUUCUUUUAGCUUACUCCAUGCCAGAGUAUCUCGGAUUUGACAAGAUCGGCAUCAAGGCUUACAAGUUGGAGGACUAUGAGAAGUGCUUCAGCGACUUGUACUCCGAGGAACCACCGCAGGAGGCCCUGACGGCAGGAGACUCUAGUCGGGCAACUUACCCUCAGAACCGCUCAACGCAGGGAUUCCUCUUCCACGCCACCCCCACCAGCGCCACUCUCUCCUUGUGUCACCAGCAGCAUCAUCAGUGGCUUUCAAAAGAACUGUGGGAUCAGCGACAAAAAGCCAAACGAUCUCACAGUGGAAUGCUUCAGGCAUCUGAGCCCUUUGCAAGUCGACCGUCUUCAGCAAGGAGUAGUACCUUCGUCGUUCGAGUUAGUCGGGAGGAAAAACAGCCCAUUUCAGUAAAGGAGCUGAAAAGCAGAUCCAGCGUUCACGGGAUUGACAAUCCAAUCCGGUCAAACACCGAUGAUCCCGAUGGAAUGCCGGCAGUGCAAGUGUUGCCCGUUCUGUGUGGAAAGUCAUCUGAUGCAGAAGACUUGAGCACAGAUGAUGAUCUCGAUUCGCCAAUGAAGGGAGACAAAUCGUUCGUGAGCAGAAAGGGGAAUUUACCCAAAGCUUUGUCCAGCAUGGGCACCUUAAGCGAUACCAUGGUGAAAAAGAUGACGAUGGACCCUGGACCGGAUUCAGAAGACGAGGACUAUGAAUCAACGCCAGUUGUUCUUGCCUUGAGCCCAGAAGAUAGUGGUGUUUCAUCUUCAGCUGCUGGUUCUGUGCCAUCCGACACGCCAACAACGGGCAAAGCCAGAGAAGUGAAGAAGGAACGGAAAAAGGCACCCCCAAGCGCGAUUUCAAAUCGUAAACCGGACAUGACUAUUGCAGAUGCUAUUCGAGGAGCUCAGCCAUCUCCGAAGCUUAUGGAUGAAGAUCUUGAAAGUGGUGACAGAAGGUUUAGCGUGGGCGGAAAAUCAGGAUAUGAUCAGGAAGAAGAGCCUUUGAAUCUCGACGACAUGCCACCGUCUGUGGAAGAACUCGUCAUGGAGCCAGCACCAGAAAACGUUUUGGUCAAAUGCAGGAUCAUGCGGGAUCGCAAGGGAAUGGAUAGAGGCCUGUUUCCAACUUAUUUCCUGCACUUGGAACGGGAUGAUGGGAAAAAGAUGUUUCUCUUGGCUGGGCGAAAGCGGAAGAAAAGCGCGACAAGCAACUACUUGAUCUCUACCGACCCGACAGAUCUUUCCCGUGGAGGAGAUUCAUUCAUAGGAAAACUGCGCUCCAACUUACUGGGGACUCAUUUCACUCUUUACGAUCACGGGAAAUCUCCUGGAAAGUUGCACGUUCCCAACGAGAAGCUUCGCCACGAACUUGCAGCCAUUAUAUAUGAACCGAAUGUACUUGGCUUUAAAGGGCCGCGGAAAAUGACGGUCGUGAUUCCUGGGAUGACACCUGACCGGAAACGAGUUCCUAUCCGUCCACUGACAGAGAGAGAAAGUCUAGUUGAGAAAUUCAAGACGCAGAAUUUUGAGCUCAUCCUGCAAUUGCACAACAAGUCACCAUCCUGGAACGAAGAUACACAAUCCUACGUGUUGAAUUUCCGCGGACGAGUUACACAAGCAUCGGUGAAGAAUUUUCAGAUAGUUCAUGAUGCGGAUGUGGAAUACAUAAUCAUGCAGUUUGGAAGGGUGUCCGAAGAUGUUUUCACCAUGGACUUUCGCUAUCCCAUGUGCGCCCUGCAAGCUUUCGCAAUAGCAUUAAGCAGCUUUGAUGGGAAAAUUGCUUGCGAAUAGAAAGAAGAAGGAGGAAACUUGUGUUUAGUAAAUGUGUGUGUUCUCUUGGUUUUUCGUGAUUUUUAAACCGCACACUUUCCGUCCAGAAUGCAACUUUGUGCUGUGACGCAUUGAUCUCCAAUGAAUUUUUGAUGGAAAGAUUCUAGUCAAAAGCUUAAAUCCUGUAUUUGACUCACUGAAUGUUUCAAGUGGCAUUCACCUUUUUGUUGUUGUUAUUACUGGAUUCCAUCACGAUCAUUCCCCCGAAAGUGCUUGUAUUAUCCAUUUGUGUGUGCGCACGUUUAUUUCCGUUGAGUCUCGAAGUGUUCAGAUUUCUAGAAUUGUACAGCUUUUCGUUUUGUUCCAUUUACAUCAGUAGCUAAUUUUCUACGGGGGAGUCACAAAGUGGCCCGGAAGGCACAGUGUUGUGGUUUUCAUGCAAAAUUUACGUUGAGUUUGUGGUACGCAUCGUAUUGAAAUGAAUCCGUCCGGAAUUUUAGGAGCAGUACAA
Molecule: messenger RNA, 3387 nt
Organism: Notodromas monacha
Lineage: Eukaryota; Metazoa; Arthropoda; Ostracoda; Podocopida; Cyprididae
Source: the annotation of a GenBank genome assembly